Molecule: messenger RNA, 828 nt
Organism: Metarhizium robertsii ARSEF 23
Lineage: Eukaryota; Fungi; Ascomycota; Sordariomycetes; Hypocreales; Clavicipitaceae
Product: GPR1/FUN34/yaaH
Exons: 3
Coding region: 1-828 (275 amino acids)
Cellular component (GO): plasma membrane
Molecular function (GO): acetate transmembrane transporter activity
Source: RefSeq, a predicted model, not a curated record
AUGGCUACCGAGAACAUAAACUCCCCAACCACUUCCGUUGAGAAGGAGCCGAACGGUGUCAAUGGUGUUCAACAACGUCAUUACCACCACCACCACGACAUCUCGCAGGUGGAUUCAGGCUUUGCCGCUGCAUCAGGAGGCUCACUGAACCCUGGGCUGUGGAAGCCUUAUGAACACCGCAAAUUCGCUAACCCAGCUCCGCUUGGCCUCUCUGCUUUCGCCUUGACCACUUUCGUGCUCUCUGCUAUCAACACCCACACCCGCGGUGUCAAGGAGCCUAAUAUUGUUGUUCCCUUGGCGUUUGGAUAUGGCGGCCUGGUGCAACUGUUGGCUGGCAUGUGGGAAAUUGCCUGCGGAAAUACCUUUGGUGCUACUGCUUUGUCCUCUUAUGGUGGCUUCUGGAUUUCGUAUGCUAUCCUGUUAACCCCUAAUUGGGGAAUUACUGCGCCGACCGGCCCAUACGAGGGCCAUGUUUCCAGUCCUAUUGGGUUUUUCUUGACUGGCUGGUUCAUCUUUACGACGAUGCUCCUUCUCUGUACCCUUCGAUCGACUGUUAUGUUCUUCCUACUUUUCUUCACUCUGGAUCUGGCUUUCCUAUUCCUUGCUUGCGAGCAGUAUGCCAAUGACAUGGGCAACGCAACUGCCGCUGUCGCUCUGCAGAAGACUGGCGGCGUGUUUGGCUUCCUUGCCGCCUUCCUUGCCUGGUAUUGUGCUUUGGCUGGUAUUCAGGACAGCAGCAACUCUUUCUUCCAGGUUCCCGUCUUCCACUUCCCCUGGUCCGAAAAAGCUCGUGAGGAUCGCAGAAAGAGCGAGCGUCAACAGGUUUAA